AUGAAGUCUUUCGCUUUCUCUGCCGCUCUUCUGGCCUCGACUGCUAUGGCUUUACCCGCCAACAUCCCAUCAGGCACCACCGGCUCUUUGCCCUCCGGAGUUCCCUCUUGCCUGCCCUCCGGCGUCAUCCCUUCGGGUAUCCCUCCACCCGUGGCAUCUAUGAUCCCCACUUGCUCCGGUGCCGCCGCAAGCUCCUCGUUCUCCGCCUUGCCCAAUCCUACCGGUGCCGUCUCCCACAUGACCGCGGGCUCCGGUCCCGGCCAGGUCCUUUCCAUCCUCAACCAGGCUGGAACCUCAAACUUCAAGAUGGUGGCGGAGUCUGAGCUCGAGCGCCUGAUGAGCAAGCUGCCCCUCAGCGCUCUCGAGAAGCCCGUUGGCCAGGUCGUCCAAACUGCUGAGUCUGUCGACCAGCUCGACACCAAGAGCGGCUCCGGCCUCACCCAGGUCACCGCUGUCCUCGAGAAUGGCAACGCUGCCCUCAUCGAGCUGACCCAGGGAGUCGUCGAUCUCCUCUCCAGCCUCGGCCUUGGUGAGGUUGGCAGCCUGCUCGGCUCCAUCGUUGGCGGCCUUGAGUCCAUCACCGGCAACAUCAAGCGCGAUGACCCUCUCCAAAACGUUCUCUCUAUCACUGACGUGAACAACCUCGCUGGUGGCAAGGAUCUCCUCGUUCAGGUUGAGCCUACCCUCCUCGGUCUCCUCAGUGGUGUCGACCUCUCCACCAUUGAGGGCCCCGUCGGUAACGUCGUCGCCAUGGCGCCCUCUCUCUCCGAGCUCAAGUCCAAGGUCCCCAAGAUCCCCGGUACUGACUUUAUUGCUGUCAACACCGAGGACAAGUCUUCCAUGCUUUUGGUUAAGGUUGACGGCGCUGUCCAGGGUCUCCUUUCCACUCUUGGCCUCGGCAGCCUCGGCACUGCAGUCGGCUCCAUCGUCUCCUCCGUCAAGAGUGCUCUCUCCCAGUAA
Molecule: messenger RNA, 960 nt
Organism: Penicillium robsamsonii
Lineage: Eukaryota; Fungi; Ascomycota; Eurotiomycetes; Eurotiales; Aspergillaceae
Exons: 1
Coding region: 1-960 (319 amino acids)
Source: RefSeq, a predicted model, not a curated record